This is a messenger RNA of Linum tenue, 327 nucleotides long. The record is from the annotation of a GenBank genome assembly. Lineage: Eukaryota; Viridiplantae; Streptophyta; Magnoliopsida; Malpighiales; Linaceae.
AUGGCAAUCAAUAAGGUCGUCGUCCUGGCUCUCUUUUUCGCCGCCGUCAUCGGCGUCGCCUCUGCCGCCGCUCCGGCUGUCUCCUCCGCCACCGAGGCCCACACCACCGCCGCCCCUGCCGCCGCCCCCGCUGGGGAUGGCGUCAUUGGAACCGAAGACGGAUCAGCGUCCGCCCCCACCGGCAACGGCGAUGUCGCUGCCGGUCCUCUGGGAACCGGCCCCGACGCUGGUGCGCCCGCCGCAGAGGCUCCCAAGAGUGACGCCAGCUCCGUCUCUGUCUCUGCCGCCGCCGGUAUUGCUGCCGUUGCCGGAUACUUCGUAAUGUAA